This is a messenger RNA of Jatropha curcas, 1533 nucleotides long. It is a transcript of the gene AME3, whose product is annotated as Protein kinase superfamily protein. Lineage: Eukaryota; Viridiplantae; Streptophyta; Magnoliopsida; Malpighiales; Euphorbiaceae. Gene Ontology annotation, molecular function: protein serine/threonine kinase activity; ATP binding. Gene Ontology annotation, cellular component: nucleus. Gene Ontology annotation, biological process: protein phosphorylation. The record is from RefSeq and is a predicted model, not a curated record.
UAACGAACCCUAACCGGCGAUAGCAAUAACUCUUUCUCCCAAUCCUUCCUUGUCUCUGCAAAUUUCUUAAUUCGCUCACUCGUGUUUCUAUUUAUAGGAACGAAACCUCCCAACCUCUCUCUACAAAACCCUAAUUUUGUUCAAGGUCUUUUAGAAUUUUGGGUGUUGCAGAUACAUAUUUGUGGAUUUUGACGGAUUAAGUACGAUAGAGCUGGAAGUUGAGACAAUGGAGAAGGAGCGAAUCAGAAAACGGCCUCGACUCGCCUGGGAUGUGAGGCCAUCUGAACCAGAGGCGCAAAGGGCACUGGUAGUGAUUGGAAAUGAAGAAGGGACCUCAAGGCAUGCUUCACCACCGAGAAGAGACGAUGAUCGUGAAGGGCAUUACGUGUUUAAUCUUGGAGAGAACCUAACUCCACGAUAUAAAAUAAUCAGCAAAAUGGGUGAAGGCACUUUUGGCCGAGUGUUGGAAUGUUGGGAUCGUCAAACACGGGAAUAUGUGGCAAUCAAAGUAGUUCGUAGUAUUCGUAAAUAUCGUGAUGCAGCCAUGAUUGAAGUUGAUAUACUUCAGCAUCUUGCUAAGAAUGAUCAAGCCAGUGGCUCACGCUGUGUACAGAUUCGAAACUGGUUUGAUUACCGCAAUCACAUUUGUAUUGUAUUUGAGAAGCUUGGACCGAGUUUAUUUGAUUUUCUAAAGAGAAAUAAAUACUGCCCAUUCCCUGUGGAUCUUGUUCGGGAAUUUGGACGUCAGCUAUUGGAAUCUGUAUCAUAUAUGCAUGAUUUACGCCUAAUUCACACUGAUCUGAAGCCAGAAAAUAUACUUCUUGUAUCUUCUGAAUAUAUAAAGAUCCCAGGCUGCAAGAGGAAUUCUUCAGAUGAAACGCUUUUCAGAUGCUUGCCAAAGUCAAGUUCCAUUAAGCUGAUUGAUUUUGGUAGUACUACAUUUGAUAAUCAGAAUCAUAGCUCCAUUGUUUCCACAAGACAUUACAGAGCCCCUGAGGUUAUUCUAGGUCUAGGUUGGACUUAUCCAUGUGACUUAUGGAGCAUUGGCUGUAUACUCGUCGAGUUAUGCUCGGGUGAAGCACUAUUCCAGACACAUGAGAACUUGGAACAUCUGGCAAUGAUGGAGAGGGUGCUGGGGCCUCUACCAGAGCACAUGGUUCAAAGGGCUAACCGCGGGGCUGAAAAAUAUUUCAGAAGAGGGUCAAGAUUAAAUUGGCCCGAAGGAGCGAUCUCUAGGGAGAGUAUCAGGGCUGUGAGGAAGCUUGAUUGUCUUAAGGAUACGGUAUCUCGUCACAUUGGGAGCUCAAGAUCUCCGCUUGUAGAUCUGCUGCUUGGAUUAUUGAAAUAUGAGCCAUCUGAACGAUUAACAGCCCAUCAAGCUCUUAAUCAUCCGUUUUUCAAGAAUCCUACCUAAGAAUGACAUCCUGAAAGGAUACCCAUUGUUUAUCAUGUUGGUUGUCUGAGACAUGGAUUGCUUGUGUAGAUCAGUUGUGCUUAUUGAAACAUGAAAUUAAUGGAAUUGUUUUUAUGAUA